CAAGAACGUCAAGGUGGACUUAAGUGGACUCGGCUUAGCUGACCCGAAUGCCCAUCAACCAUAUCCAUACCCAUACCCAAUGCAGCUGGAGCUCUGGUGCCGUCUCUACAAAGUCGGAUAAAAAAAUUCCAGAUCCUUCUGGAACCUUAUAACGAGCUGGCUAUUAUUUUUCUUUUUAGAUUCGACCCGUUACACAAUAACCCCCGAUAUCCCCUCUGUUUCACAUUUCGAUUUCGUUAUACCUAAAUCUCCGUCGAACUUUGCUCCGUUUCGAUCUCAAUCUCCGGCGAAUUCCUCUUUCUUUUGAUGAUCUUGAAGCUUUGGAUGCGGUUUAGCUUAGCCUGAUGUGUGGAAUUAUUGAGGGUUGGAACUUUGAUUCUACUUUUGGAUUCGAGUUACUGGAUUGCCACCUAGUUGACGGAAGCUGUCUUCACGUUUAUCACUAGGUUUUGGGGUUGAUUCUAGGUAGUUGUUUCUGAAGUCUCAUGGCAGAUCAACAAGCAGUUGAAAGAUCAAGCACAAGUAAUGAUUCUGGUGGAGGUUCUGAAUCAACCGUGGAGCUCAACAUCAAGACCUUAGAUUCCCAGACGUAUACUUGUAACGUGGAUAAGAAUUCCCAAGUUUCAGCCUUGAAGGACAAAUUAGCAAGUCAGAUUGGUGUACCUGUUGAGCAGCAAAGACUAAUUUUUAGGGGCAAGGUCUUGAAGGAUAAUCACCUUCUUUCUGCAUAUCAUGUGGAAAAUGGGGACACGCUGCACUUAGUACUGAGGCAGCCUCAAUCACAACCUCCAUCAGGUAGCAGCACUGGAGAAGCUAGUACUAACAAUAUUAACAGAGUUCAAGAGCCUCAACCCACUGCUGGAGGCUCACGGAAUCGUAUUGGGCAGAUUUCACACAGUGUUGUCCUAGGAACUUUUAAUGUUGGAGGAGAUCAGGGGGAAGGACUUGUUGUGCCUGAUCUUAAUCGGGUUCUUGGGGCAGUUCUAAACACUGUAGGGAUUGGGAACAUGACUGGUGGCCAGCUUCCCGGUGUGCAGGUCAGUGCUCCAGUUCCUCAACCUCAAGCAAAUGAGAGUCUCAGUCAGUCAGGAAGUCAGCAAUCUGGGCAGCCUUUUUCUGGUCAAUCGUUACCGCAAGUAGUGCAAAUUCCACUUGGGGCAGCAAUAGCUGUCCCCUCAAUUAAUUUGCCCCUUCCUGAUUCGUUGCUCACGCUUAAUGAAUUCAUGGAUCGGAUGGAACUCGUAUUCUCACAGAACGGUUACCUGCCAAACCAGUCACCUAAUAAUGGGGCAGAGCCACCUGCAGUACAGUUGCCUACAAAUCUUCGAGGCUCAUCGACUCCAGAGGCAUUGAGCUUUGUGCUGCGUCAAGCAGAACGACUCUUUGGUGGUCAAGUCAUUGCGGUAUUAUCUCACCUUGCAGGACGGUUGGAACGAGAAGGGGAGUCCAGUGAUCCUGCAUUAAGGGGACAAGUGCAGACAGAGUCGGUGCUAAUUGGUCAAGCAAUGCAACAUUUAGGUGCCCUUUUAUUAGAGCUUGGAAGGACGAUAUUGACUUUCAGAAUGGGACAAUCACCUGGUGAAACAUCAGUGAAUGCCGGUCCUCCUGUUUACAUAUCUCCCACAGGGCCGAACCCCAUAAUGGUUCAGCCUUUUCCACUUCAAACCAGCUCACUCUUUGGUGGCUCAGCGGCUGUUCCCCAUAACCCUGGCACCUUGGGCGCUCUUGGGAUUGGGAAUGCCCCAAGGCAUGUCAAUAUUCAUAUACAUGCAGUUGGUUCUAGGGCAACCAAUGGAGAUGGAGCACAGAGUGAACGUGGUAAUGGAACUGACUCUGGCCAAUCAAGGGAUUUGCCUGGUGGAAAUAUAAUGGCUACAGCUGUUCCGCCAAUGCCUGCUGUCAUCUCAGUCUCUAGCAUGCCACAGCCUGGCCAAUCAGAGGGCCCAAGUGCCCAAGAGCGGUCUACUGUUCCUGGUGCUGAGAAUGUCACUGUAAGCACUCAACGAGAUGUCUCAUCUGCAAGUGGGAUGACUGUGCCUGAGCCUCUACUGGCACACAAUGUUCCCGGAAGAGAGGAUAAAAUGUGUCAAGGUCAAUCAAGUGAAAUGUCUCAUAGUAAGCCAGAAGCUUCAGCCAGUGCAGGAGGAGCUCAAAGUCAAAGGUCUGGUCAGGAGUUAGGUAGUCCCGAUGAAUCGUCAUCUGUGCCCCUUGGAUUAGGGCUUGGAGGUUUGCAGCCGAAGAGACGAGCAAAGCAAUCCAUACCUCAUGGAAAUAACGCUGAUGGUUCAACUAGCAACAAUCCAAAUGAACUACCUAAAAGAGAUGGGCAACAAGUGUUGCAGUCUCUUGCAGCGCUUGCAGCCAGGGGAAAUGAGGCUGGUACGCCCUCAGGUACACGCCCAGAUAGGGGAGUUAUGGGAACUAUUGGCAAUGGAAACCGGAAUGUGGAUACCCAAACAGAGAUAUCGGAUGCAAUGUCUAGUGUCCUUCAGAGUCCUGCUUUAAAUAAUUUGUUGAGUGGGGUUUCACAGCAAACUGGGGCUGGUUCUCCAGAUUUCUUGAGGAAUAUGAUGCAGCAACUCACUCAAAGUCCAGCAAUGAUGAACACUGUGAAUCAGAUCGCCCAGCAGAUUGACACCCAGGAUCUUGGAAGCAUGUUUUCCGGGCAAGGUGGUGGUAUGGACUUGUCUAGGAUGUUUCAGCAAAUGAUGCCAAUUGUCUCUCAAGCUCUUGGUGGCAUUUCGGCUGCACCUCAACAAGUUCCUAAUAUUGCACAGAGGCCUGGUGAGAAUCGUGCGGUGAGAGGGGCAACACCAAGCACUGAAAAUGUUCAGGUUGAUCUUCAUGAGGUUGCCCAGGGAAUCCAGAACAAUAGUCCGCCUAUAGAGAUUCUUCGCUCUUUGGUCCAAAGUACAGAAUCUUUGCAUCACGAUGGAAGUACUGAUCAAAGUCUAGCUGAUGAACUGUGCAGUGAAGAGGACCUAGCCAAUGAAUUCAUGCAGAUGCUGCGUAAUGAUGUUUCUCAGCGGUUUCAGGAUAAACAGGGCCAAUAGGGAGCAAUUCUUUUUUCUUCCUCAUUUUCUGAUUUGUUUCCAAAGAAUGUCAAUUUGUCAAUCAUUUCGGGUUCUCAAGUAGACAGGGUGCUGAUUGCGCUCUCCUCUUUUUUGGAUGUCGCGGAGAGGGAAAAACCAUUAUAUUACGUCCCUUUUGUGUAUAUGGGAUAGUUCAUCCAGCGGAUUGGAACUGUAUUUUCUCUGUUUAAACAUUGGUAUUUCUUUCCAUGAACUGUAGUUUCUCAUUUUAACAUUGGUAUUUCAUUCCAUGAACUGUUGUUA
Molecule: messenger RNA, 3335 nt
Organism: Capsicum annuum
Lineage: Eukaryota; Viridiplantae; Streptophyta; Magnoliopsida; Solanales; Solanaceae
Product: ubiquitin-like domain-containing protein CIP73
Exons: 19
Coding region: 486-3053 (855 amino acids)
Cellular component (GO): BAT3 complex
Molecular function (GO): misfolded protein binding; polyubiquitin modification-dependent protein binding
Source: RefSeq, a predicted model, not a curated record